Girardinichthys multiradiatus is the source of this 1933-nucleotide messenger RNA. Its product is annotated as histone H1-like. Bases 690 to 1280 code for a protein of 196 amino acids. The transcript has a single exon. The record is from RefSeq and is a predicted model, not a curated record. Gene Ontology annotation, molecular function: structural constituent of chromatin; DNA binding. Lineage: Eukaryota; Metazoa; Chordata; Actinopteri; Cyprinodontiformes; Goodeidae. Gene Ontology annotation, cellular component: nucleosome. Gene Ontology annotation, biological process: nucleosome assembly.
GAGCUGACAAAUAAAAGCUGAGCAUUAAGGUAAAUCACUUCGUUUUUGUUUUUUUGGGUUCAGAAGAAACUAACAGUGCUUUUGUAAAUUUCUGAAUCAGAAAGUGAUUAAAAUCUACCUUCAGUCCUCCGUGUUAACUAAAUAUGUGACGGAAGCCCGAGGUGUGUUCCAGAAAAAUGAGCCUGACCGGCUUAUUUACCGACAGCGUCCUUGUGUUUACUGUCAGUGAAAACCUGCCCAUGAAAUAUUCAACAAACCGCACCACCGCAACAUUUUUACCUGCAUUAUGCUCCAACAUGCCUCUGCUAACGGAAACGCCAGAUUUAUACUCUAUGCAAACUGAUUUUAGAUAUUUUAGCAGACGAAAUGUGGAGAAAAAACGCCGGUCGCUGCACAAAAUCACAGCGGAUAUGAAAGGUCUGGAGGCUCUUGAAACAAAAAGACAAAAUCCUGUAAACCAAAAGGGACGUUAGUAUAGAUGGAGAAUGGUUUUCUUCUUGUUACAUCAGCAUUUAUGUUAUAACACAUUACUUUGGUUAGGAUUUAGAGUCUUAAACGAGUAGGAGAAAACACAACUGCAGCCAUGUUUGAGGCGGCAGCAGAACGGCGGGGUUGGGUUGUCUCUUCACGGUUCUCAUGUGUGUUAUAAGUCCCGCCUCCUGCUCUGAACCGAACAUUAACUGAGAAACAUGGCAGAAGAAGCUCCAGCAGCAGCACCGGCUAAAGCCCCGGCAAAAGCCCCGAAGAAGAAGUCCGCUCCCCGGGCUAAGAAAGAUGGACCUAGUCUCUCUAAAGUCAUCGCGGCCUCCGUGGCCGAUUCCAAGGAGCGCAAGGGGAUGUCUCUGUCGGCGCUCAAGAAGGUCCUGACUGGGAAAGGAGUAGAUGUGGCCAAGGCUAACAAGCGCAUCAACACCGCUGUCACCAAGCUGGUCACCGAAGGAACCCUGAGCCAGACUAAAGGGACCGGGGCAUCCGGCUCCUUCAAGCUGGCAAAGAAGGAGCCCAAAGCCGCCAAGCCGGCCAAGAAGGUGGUGAAGAAGGCUCCCGUCAAGGCAAAGAAGCCCGCCGCCAAGAAGGCCACCACUCCCAAGAAAGCCGCUGCUAAGAAACCGGCAGCGGCCAAGAAGUCCCCGAAGAAGGUUCCGGCUAAGAAAGCGGUGAAGAAGGUGGUGAAGAAGAGCCCCAAAAAGCCCGCCGCUAAGAAGCCAAAGGCUGCCAAGAAGCCUGCAGCCAAGAAAACGGGAGCCAAGAAGCCCGCAGCUAAGAAGGCCCGGAAGUAAACAGCUGCUUCAACUCAGUGCACCAAAGGCUCUUUUCAGAGCCACCACACCUUCACCCAAAGACAUGAUUCCUCAUAAGUUUCCAGUCUGGUUACUUUAGUAGAAACAUUUUUAGGCGGUAAUUUAUCAAGUAUUAUGGACGGUUUAUAUCACACUGGUAACAUGAGUAAAGUCAUAAAGCAGCACAAAAUAACUAAGCAACACCAGAUUAGUAGUUGAUACAUUCAGCUAUUUACAAUUAGCUGCUUUCAGUAAAUCAAAUAGUUUUUUAGGAGGAGGGGUCAGUUCACAAAUUUGUUCUUAUGUUGCUCUUUUGUAGCUAUACUUAAAUCAGUGCCUCAGUUUCAUUUUAUAACUAGGUAUUUAUAUUUGUUAUGGAUUCUUAAAAUACCUAAAAUAUAAAGAAAAUAUUUUUUGAAAACUAUACUAUUCCCCAUUUUCAUUUAUUUUGGUUCUGGUCCCAAUUUGGGUCAGUUGACUCAAAAUAUGACAGAUUAGGCCAAAAAUAAGUUGCUGAGGUAAUAUUUAUGAGUCACAAACACAUUACAGUUCAUUGUGAGUGUACAAUAAAAAACUACUUUAAAUCUUUGAUAGUAAGAGCACAUGACAAAUGCUUUUCCCACAGAAAGUGACUAAUAAAUUUAAGAGCUUGC